Molecule: messenger RNA, 963 nt
Organism: Carya illinoinensis
Lineage: Eukaryota; Viridiplantae; Streptophyta; Magnoliopsida; Fagales; Juglandaceae
Exons: 2
Coding region: 1-963 (320 amino acids)
Molecular function (GO): RNA-DNA hybrid ribonuclease activity; nucleic acid binding
Source: RefSeq, a predicted model, not a curated record
AUGGGAAAACAGAAGAGCAAAGGAGGACUGGGAUUUAGGGACUUUGAGCAAUUCAAUUUGGCCUUGCUAGCAAAGCAAGGAUGGAGGCUCAUGCAAGAUCAAACUCCCUUGCUGCACAGGUCCUUAAAGCAAAAUAUUAUCCUACCUCGAGUUUCCUCUCAGUCAGAAAGAGAGUCUCGGAUUCCUAUGUAUGGAAAAGCUUCCUUGCAGCCAGAUAUGUUCUUGAAGAAGGCCUGUUAUGGAGAGGUUCCUAAUGGUACCAAAUCCUUUCUAUGGAGAGUAGCUGAGGAAUCACUUCCUACUAAUCUCAACUUGCUAAAGAAGAAGGUAGUGACAUCUCCCUUAUGCCUCAUCUGCCUCACUGAGGAGGAGAUAGUUUUCCAUGCUCUUUGGUCAUGCAAGUCAGCUCAAGACGUGUGGUAUUUAGGCUCGAGACAAUUACAGAAGAUGAGUAGCUUUGCUGAGUCCUUCAGAGAGCUUCUGGAAUCUAUGCUUGAAAAGUUUCCCUCAGAAAUAUUGUGUGAGAUGGCAGUGACAGCCAAACUCCUGUGGCAUCAAAGAAACAACUUAGUGUUCGAGGAUUCAUUCUCUUCACCUGCUAUUCUCUCUAAAAAGAUCCUAGCAGAACUGUCUCUUAUUAGAUCAGAAGCUGAGCAAAGAGCUGUUAAGCAACCAGAGCAAGUCCUGAGUCCACAAACGUGGACACCUCCCCCUUUAGGAGUGCUCAAAGCAAACUGGGAUGCUGCUGUUGAUAAGAUCAACUCAAGGAUGGGGCUUGGGGUAGUCAUCAGAGACUCCAAGGGCCUUUCGAUAGCUACUUUAUGGGCAUGCAAGGCCAUGCACCCGGAUCCCAUACUCGGGGAGGUAGCGGCGACUCUUCGAGCUAUAUCUCUCUAUGCUGAUCUGGGUCUCACUCACAUUGUGUUGGAAGGUGAUUCGCUGGGAGUAGUAAAGGUAGUGUAG